UUUACGAAGUCAUGCUGAUUCGAAGCCAAGCUUUACGGUGGGCAGUUUUCUUGACACUUUGUCUUCUGUUGGUGAAGGGGUUCCCUGCAAAAAGACGCAGAGCAAAUCACAUCAAGAGCAAGAGUGGUACAUCUCUAGAGGUCAGAGGUCACAGUGGCUCCAAAGAUGUCAGACAGUCGCUGCAGGACAUUCAGCGGCAGAACCAACUGAGGAGCGCGCCGCCUUCCCCUCGCCGUCAUAAGAGGAGAUGGUCGCAGAUUCGCUCAGAGGGAGUCCUUCCCAAACCUGCUCCACAGGAAGAAGAUGAACCCUUCAUUUUAGACCUGAAGAACUUUCCCGACCUUGCCAACGCAGACCUGGGCUCCCAAAACCCCAACAUUCAAGUAACCAUUGAGGUUGUGGACAACCCACAGAUGGAGAUUGAGAUGGAUCUGGCCAAGGAGAGCAGGAAUGACUGGUCUUUGAGCUCGGAAGAGUGGCUGGGCCAUAAAAAGCUCUUCUGGCCACUGUUCUGGGAAUACCAUGACUCCAGUCAAGAAGGUCCCGGGCAAGGAAGUCUGGAGGAAAACGAGGAGGACCUCAGCUACGAGGGAGAAGAUUCCCUUUUGAGUGGUGUGGGUUCAGACUGGAACAGACGAUGGAAGGGCUGGGACUCCAUGGACAAUUACGAAUAUGAGGAGGAAGAAUGGAGCGAUUGGUCACCAUGCAGUGUCACCUGUGGACAAGGGAAUCAGAAGAGGAUUCGUUCAUGUGGCUACGCCUGCACCGCCACAGAGUCACGGACAUGUGACUUAGAGCGUUGUCCUGAUGACAUAAUUCCUGUGACAGAACCGACUCACGAAGUGGCAAAUAGCACAGAGCUUUUUGACACAGAUGUUGACAGCUGUGAGAAGUGGCUGAAUUGCAAGAACGAUUUCCUCCAGAAAUACCUACACCAGGUCCUGACCGAAUUACCCAACUGCCCUUGCAUCUACCCAUCCGAGGUGGUCUACAACGCUGUCAACAUUUUCGAUAGAAAGUUGCAAAAGACCUAUCGCUGGCGGGAUGCCAGCGGCCCCAAAGAGAGGCUGGACAUCUACAAGCCCUCUGCGAGGUUCUGCGUUCGCUCGAUGCUCUCCUUCGACAGCACCACAUUGGCUGCACAGCACUGCUGUUACGACGAUCACUUGAAGCUCAUCACUCGAGGCAAAGGAGCCGGAGCCCCUGACCUCAUCAGCACAGAGUUCUCCCCGGAACUUCAUUACAAAGUGGACGUGCUCCCGUGGAUCCUGUGUAAAGGAGACUGGAGCCGCUUUCAUUCGGUUCGGCCUCCCAAUAACGGUCUACAGUGUGUCGAGAACCCACAGGAAGACGUCUACAUGAAUGAACUAGAAGAGGCCAGGGAGUACUGAUCCAGGGAGUACUGGAUUUCAAAUCGAAUCAACCAGCGUUCGCUUGAUUCAAUGGUACAGUAUUGGCACCUCACCAGUCUUGAAGGCAAUAAAAAAGCCUCCUACAGUUUUACAUAUCUUGACUCUCCUUGGUCAAACUAUUUAGCUGAUAUUAAAUGGAACUGUAGAGAUUUGUCUGGUGACUAAAGCUUAGAUACUGCCACAAACUGUUGCGUACAGCUCCUCCGCAACAACACUGGUUUAACAUGUUGGUCCAAAGCCCAGAUUGGAAGACCAUGAUGCAAUUUUCUGUAUUCUUUCUUCUUUGAUGUUACAUACGUGCUCCAAACAAAGUUCAACGACAGUUCCUCAAUGGCAUUCUCUGGAACAAGUUCGCUGUAUUUUCAUUGGAUGCAUGUUUGUUUUCCUUCAGUUUCCUCAAAGACUCUGAUCAACCACUAAAGGAAUUCCAGUAAAGCUGCUAAAAUUGCGAGAUAUUCAAAAAUGCAACAAAAUGCCGAUUUUGUUGUCUUUAGACCUGAAGUUCACUCCUGGUUUCGCUCCAAUCCGUGCGAGAUCAGUCCAAACAAAUCAAACACAAGCCACACCAUUCGCAAACCAAUUCAACACAUUUCUGAGAAUAGUUCUUCUCUUUAGAGCUUGUAUAUUGUUACUCCAAAUAUACACAGACUUUGUGUCAUUGGGCAGAUAUUUAUGCAGGAUCAUUUGACCGCCGACCUAUCUUUUCGCACUGAACUGUCGCAGAACGAAAUUAGGGAAUCUGAGAAACGCUAGGAAACCUUUUUUUGAACUUACCUUUGAGAAGACAUCUCUCAGCAAUGGGGGGCUUGUUUUUUAAAUCUGAAGUAUAAUUGGAUCCCAUUCUGUUUUCUUUUUUGCCUUUCAACACAACCCAGCUUUGUAUUGAAUGCAAUAUGAGACAGCAGCCUGACACCGGUGCAGGGGGCUGUCGGAGCUCAGUUGAUGGAUUGAAGUCUUCCUCUAAAGGUGAGGUGGAGGUGACACUUGUUGUAAACGAACAUCUCUUUAAAUACAAUGGCUCUUUCAGUGUCUGUUCAUCCUUGAGUCCCAAUCAAAGCCUGGAGGCUUACAUGGGAUGUAGUUUGAAGGACCUAAGCCGCCCUUUUCAGCAAGUGUUAUCAUGAUCUCUUUGUGAGAUGUUGACAUGGAAUGCUGGUGAUUUGAUUCCUAAAUUCCCGCUGACAGAUGACUGUUCCGUGUAGCAAUAAACACUUCCACCUUUGAUGUCUUACUGUGUGAUUUUACGCACAGUAUAGUCCUAUCAAAUCUGCUUUAUACUUUUUACUAGAAAAAUGAACAAGAAUACAGUAUUUGCAUGGAUUACUGAUUGAGUGGUGUUGAACCUAACUAAAGUGCAUUGUUCAAAUCCCAGGAUAGAUACUGCAAGGUAAAGACUUAUACAAGUCUCCAAUGCUGUUGUCAUUCUGAGCAAGGGUUUACAUUGUGGACUGGAUCAGGCAAUAUUUUUGUGUUUUAAAACUCCAACUAUCAGUGCACUCGUACUUGCUCAAGGUUCAUACUUGGUUCAUCUCGAGAUCUACAUUCCUGUAAAGUUUAGUUAUAACUCUAUAAACUGAAAAAGAUUAUCUUCUGAAAAAGAUAAUCAAGGAAUUUGCAUUCGCUUGAAAAAUACAGAUAGGUUGCAACUAACACUAAACUUUGCAGGAAAAGACCUCCAAGUGUAGGACUGAGCCAAGCGCACAUUAGCAUCGCUUAUGAUCCCUGUCAGACCUGAGCAAAACCAUAAAGAUAUUUUCAUUGAGAUAACCAUAAAUGGCAGCCAUGAAAACACCAUUCAGUCCAGCUGUGAGAACGUUGGAAGCAUUUAAAUAUCCUGCUCUUAGUGAUGGUAUACUUACCUUAAAUAUUACAGACAUGGAUUUUAUGAUAUUUGUGGUAUGUGCAUGGGUUGCCCAACCUAGCCUCGAUGGAAAUACGUGCAUCUACCUACAGUUUAGCCAAACUUAAAAAAUGUAGCAAUGCAAACAAUUCACUGCAGUUUCCAGCUAAAAUGAAUCCUAGGCAGUAAAACACCAACAACCUUCAUUUUUUUUAUGAUUACGGGGCAAAUUAUUGCUUAAUAAUGACUUAUUUUAGUUUGAUUCAUUGCCCUUCCUUUGACAUUUGCAUCACAUAAUCAGCUCCAUUUAAAGAGAUCCAAGACUUGUAGAAGCAAGCUAAAAUGGCAUGGUUGCUUUAGAAAAUGGGUUUUUAUCUCACGCUUCCAACACAAUUGGUUAGGUUUAGUGUAGGUGGUAUGUUGUUUUCAACAGCGAUGGAGCAUUAACCUUUAUCGGCACUCACUGAACAUUUCAUUUCUUGACUGCCCUGACAUGUAAAACAAACAGCAUAAUAAUUCAUUGCCAGAUUUAUGUUCAUCUGUUUAGAAAGUGUCAUGAAAUGUGCAAGAAUCAACACAACACGUAUUUCACAUAUUGCCACAGACACAUUUUUCCAAUGAGCCUUGGUUGGUUUUGUCACAAGUACAUCACAACGUGAUGUAUUGUAUUGGCUUUGUGUCACAAUAUUUUUCAGUGAAUAAACUGAUGAAUGAGGGUAUUUGGUUGAUUAGAAGGGGAAACUUUGUACCUUUUUCUAAUUUGCAAUACUGUCUAUUGAAGUUUACGUACAGUACAUUAUUUUCUAAGUACAUUUGAUAGUAAGAGUUCACCUUUCAGAGCUUCAAAAAGAAAGGCACUUUAUUUAAAUAUUGAUAAUGGAAUAUAUGUACUAUAUGUGUAUAUAAACGUAUAUUGAAUUAUACUUGUACAAUUUACUGAUUUAAAAAAAUUAUGUUAUUGUAAAAGGAUGAAUAACAUAAAUGCUGCAUUUUUUAAUGAUAUUGUAUUUAAUGUAAAAUUUUGGCAUGUCAUUUUUAACUUCAGAUUUAUCAUUGUACAGUAUUUAUUGCUUUUGAUUUUGUAACUCAUUGCUAUGAAGUGGAUAAUCAAAUGAUUCUAUGCACUAUAUGAAUCCAAGCUAUGUGUCUUAUAGGGGAUUUCUGGUCUGUGAAAAGGAAAGUGCCAUACCACACACCGUUCUACUUCAAUAAUGCUUCUAAAGUCAUCUUUCUUUGUAUUAAACACUCUUUGACCAGAUAUAAUAAAUGUAACUUUGAUAUUGUCA
Ctenopharyngodon idella (grass carp) is the source of this 4538-nucleotide messenger RNA. It is a transcript of the gene ism2a, whose product is annotated as isthmin 2a. NCBI's taxonomy places the organism in Eukaryota, Metazoa, Chordata, Actinopteri, Cypriniformes, Xenocyprididae. The coding region runs from base 12 to 1391 and encodes 459 amino acids. The transcript is spliced from 6 exons. The record is from RefSeq and is a predicted model, not a curated record.